Corythoichthys intestinalis (scribbled pipefish) is the source of this 1613-nucleotide messenger RNA. RefSeq names its product NAD(P) dependent steroid dehydrogenase-like (gene nsdhl). Gene Ontology annotation, molecular function: 3-beta-hydroxy-Delta5-steroid dehydrogenase (NAD+) activity. The transcript has 7 exons. NCBI's taxonomy places the organism in Eukaryota, Metazoa, Chordata, Actinopteri, Syngnathiformes, Syngnathidae. The record is from RefSeq and is a predicted model, not a curated record. Gene Ontology annotation, biological process: steroid biosynthetic process. Bases 148 to 1185 code for a protein of 345 amino acids.
CUCAGCUGAUUCAGUCAGUCAGGUAGACGCACACAUGGUACUUGUUCAAACUUGACAAAAGUAUCACGCACUCAUCUUUUGUUCCAUACGCUGUUUUAAAAGCUAAAAUUACAGAAAAGAACACAACUCCUUUAUACUAAGCGUAGUAUGGCCACGCGAGUUCGACCGAGUAACAAACGAUGUGCGGUCAUCGGAGGCUCAGGUUUUCUGGGCAGACAUUUGGUGGAGAAGCUGGUAGAACGUGGCUACACCGUCUCAGUGUUCGACAUUCACCAGAGUUAUGAGCUGCCUGGAGUCGCCUUCCACCAGGGCGACCUCUGUGACAGGCAGGCUCUGCUGCUAGCGCUUAAAGGUGUGUCUUUGGUGUUCCACUGUGCUUCUCCUUCACCUGCUAGUGAUGACAGGGGACUGUUUGAGAAGGUCAACAUUCAGGGUACGAGUACUGUUAUUCAAGCCUGCAUUGAAAUUGGAGUACAGAAAUUGGUGCUGACAAGUAGUGCCAGUGUGGUUUUUGAGGGGUCCGAUAUAAAGAAUGGGAGGGAAGAUUUACCCUAUGCCAAGAAGCCCAUUGACUACUACACAAAGACCAAAAUUGAGCAAGAAAAGUUGGUCUUGGAGGCUUGUGACACGAAGAAGGGUUUCCUGACUGUUGCCAUCCGUCCUCAUGGCAUCUUCGGACCUCGGGACCCGCAGCUGGUCCCCAUUCUGGUGGAUACAGCUCGCAGGGGCAAGAUGAAGUUCAUCAUUGGGGAUGGCACCAACCUGGUGGAUUUCACUUUUGUGGAAAACGUCGUACAUGGACACAUCUUGGCUGCUGAACAUCUGAGACCCGACUCUCCCAUAUGUGGAAAGCCAUAUCAUAUCACCAACGAUGAACCGAUUCGGUUUUGGGGCUUCAUGUCUGAGGUGUUGGUCGGUCUGGGUUACGCUGCUCCACGUUACCACCUGCCUUACACGCUUGUGUAUGGCCUCGCCAUCCUGCUUUGGCUGCUGUCUUUAAUACUGCGCCCCCUGAUUUCAUUCAAACCAACCUUUACACCGAUGAGAGUGGCUCUGGCCGGAACCCACCACUACUACAGCUGUGAGCGAGCCAAAAAGGACAUGGGCUUUAAGCCACUGGUCAGCCUAAAGGAGGGCAUUAAACGCACGGUGCAAAGCUAUCCUCAUCUCAGAAAGAAUGCUUGAAAGGACAGUUGGUAAUAGUAGGGGAACACGUAGUGAAUGGACUCUUCCAAAUGGACACAUUUUCAAACCAUGCAGCAUUACAGGUGAGAGGAUUGUCUUUUCAGCGGUCAGCGGAUUUUCAUCACUAGGUGGCAGUAGCUGUUCAUUCCAGUAAACAGGCUCUCCAUCCUCUCACAAUCCGAUGAGGUCGAGUACAAAAUUUGUCUAAAAUGCUGACACGAGAAAGAUAAUUAUGAUGAUUCAUACUGUCAGGGUGGAAUUAUUUAAAAGAUGAAUGUUGAGUCACUAGUGUAGUGGUUAUCUGUUCAGUUCCAAAACAGCAACAGUGAAGAGUCAGCUGACCCUUUCUGUAAUACACGUCAGCUCCAUUCCUCUGAGACAGUAUAGUAAAGGAAAGUAUGUAUUAUAAAUAUUUUGAGUUAGAGAUG